Chinchilla lanigera (long-tailed chinchilla) is the source of this 2053-nucleotide messenger RNA. RefSeq lists its product as uncharacterized. Gene Ontology annotation, molecular function: protein binding. NCBI's taxonomy places the organism in Eukaryota, Metazoa, Chordata, Mammalia, Rodentia, Chinchillidae. The coding region runs from base 211 to 1746 and encodes 511 amino acids. The record is from RefSeq and is a predicted model, not a curated record. The transcript has 15 exons.
UGACCAAUGAAGACAUAUAUGUGAGAAUUAAGAAGCAAUCACAAGUGGAAGAAUGAAGUACGCAUAAAAUAUGGAGCCAGUGAAAUCACCUUUUCAGAUCAGCUCUGUUUCUUCUGUAAUCAUCUGCAAUGUUUAGUUACACUGAAAUUUUUCCUGGAGAAAAGGACUCGGAGCUCACCCUUCCAGAAAAGAUCAUUCUAACCUCCCAUCAUGGAUACAGCAGAGGUUCUGCCUGAAAAAGCAAAAUGUCCUAAGUUAGAGAUCACAGGGCAAGAUUUUCUUCAAGAAGCAAAAAGUCUCAUUGCUCAACAUUAUAAGAAAAUAAAUGAGAAUAAAGUUCAAGGUCCUUCUAUAAAUGUUUUUAGGAAUAAACACCAAAAACCAAAAACUACCAAAUACAUACCUCUGGAGAUUAAGAAAAAUGAAACACUUGGUGUUGAUGUGUCCCAAGAACAUCGGACAGCACUUCGACAUAUUUGUCUUCCCGAGGAGUCUUCCAAAUGUCGACCUUCUGAGGAGCCUUCAAGAGGAAAAUCUGCUUUCAAGGAGCCACAUUUUUUUAGUAUAAAAGAGAAACACUGGUCUGCGGAUCUUACUGCAAGAGAACAAGUUAAACUGGGUAAAAUAAUGACAGACAUUGAAUCUGUGAGUAAAAAAAUGGAAAAAGAAAAGGAACAGCAUGCUAGAAAGUCCAGAAUGUUGGAAUCACUCUGUGCCCUUUCCAGCCAUCCUGACGUGUGUUUACCACCCAUCCCUCCCAUGGGACCUCAGAAAGAACCUGACAAACCAUUUGAUGAUUGGAGAAGAUUCGUGUCAAGAAAGUCUUUCCAUUUGUCUCAUGUCUCCAGUUGGAGUCUCUCUGGGGCAUCAAGAAUGUUUCAAGACUCUUGGACCAAAACCUUAGUGAAAAAAGACCAACAAAAACUCAAACCAGAAUCAAAGCCGGAAAAAAGGUUCAGAAAGAAUAGUGGAUUUCUUCAAAGUUACAAAGUAAAGUUAGAGCUGAAGAAAGUUUCUAUAAAUAAAAUUGAUAAAUUGGGCAGUAAAGUUAAAAGAAUUGGACCGCACAUAGAAAUCUUCCAAGUGUUCCAAAAAAGAAACAAAUUAAUAAUUACCAAAAAGAUAGUUCGAAUGAUUACUAUUGUGCAAGCGCGAGUCAGGGGGUGGCUUGAACGCAAAAGACUUCAAAGAAUAAUGACAAAGGCUUUGUAUCAUGGACCAAAUUUGAAAGCAGUUAUAGACAUGUAUCGAGGACUAAUCUAUCGUGUUAAAUAUAGACUCGGCCUUUGGAGAACAAGACAAAUUAUAAACCUCAUAGAGCUGGAGGAAUGGAUGGACAGAAAAAAGUUCUAUGAAACGAUGUUUGCCAAGAGAGAAGACUGGCAAGGAUUAGAAAGAAGUGAGCUCCUUAAGUACUUCAAUGACUGUGGUCACUUCCCAACGCAGAAACAAAUCGAUGAUUACUGGGACAUGACCUGCAGAGAGAGACACAAAUACUAUGAAGCGGUCAGAAAGUCUCAGGCAAUUGAAAUGGUGUUUACACUCUAUCCUCCUCGCGGUGCUCACGUGGUCAAUAACACGUACAUCAAAUCAACCUGGCUGAGGCCCAUCGUCAAUGGCGAAGAAGGAUAUAAAUAUAUUGUGAGUGGACAUCCAAUACUCAAAAGAGCUAACAUCCGGAUUGUUGGGAAGUUGGUGGCCAGAUCCAUAAGAGAAAGAAAAUUGAGACAGUACUAUAAAGCAUGAGGAGUUCAAUAAGGUUUUCAAUACAAUAUUUUACUUUUAAUAGUUGAAUCUGUCUACCCCAAAAGGCAGGUUACUAAUGGCUGAAGAUCAAUAUAGUAUCAAGAGAGAAAGAACAAACAUCUUUAUAUGUGUAAAGAACUUUGACAAGCUAAUCCAUAAUUUCUAAAUAUCUUUGGACGAACAUCUUUCAUUUGUAUCUUAUACAUAAAGACAUCUGUUUACUGUAAUGACAUGAACUUACAUGUUGUGAAGCAUUGCUUUCAUUAAACUAAAAUCUGAUUUGUUCCAGUACCAAUAAAGGCCUUAA